This is a messenger RNA of Rhineura floridana, 2200 nucleotides long. It is a transcript of the gene PARD6A, whose product is annotated as par-6 family cell polarity regulator alpha. The record is from RefSeq and is a predicted model, not a curated record. Bases 627 to 1691 code for a protein of 354 amino acids. Gene Ontology annotation, biological process: regulation of cellular localization; centrosome cycle; establishment or maintenance of cell polarity. Gene Ontology annotation, molecular function: protein kinase C binding. Gene Ontology annotation, cellular component: cell cortex; apical plasma membrane; nucleus. The transcript has 3 exons. Lineage: Eukaryota; Metazoa; Chordata; Lepidosauria; Squamata; Rhineuridae.
CCCGCCGCAGAGAGCUUGGAUGGCAGCCAGAAAGUUAUCAGUCUUACCCUGGCGCUUUCUACCAGGCUGGACGCAAAACCCGCCUUGCUCUGACUCUGCAGACAAUUCCUCGAUUCACGCACUCAUUCCAGCAACAGCAGCCUUGCUUGCUGUCCAUUCUGAAGCUUAACGCCGGCUUUAAAAAACAAAAGGAACUGCUACAGCCUCUGACGACGAGCAAUUAACUAAUAAAGGCUAGAGUCGACCUUUCUGCCCUAUGGAGACGCCAGGCGACCCCGCGGAGGAGGAUUCCCCCAGCACGCGCGCGAGUGGCCACCCAGCUCGCCCGCCCUUUGAUUUCACUCGGUCGGAUACACCUUGGAACGCCCCGGGCCCCGGUUACCUAGGCGACGUUGUCAGCAACCUUCCAUCGUAGCCGCGCGGACGUUCUGAGCCCGCCCUCUUCGGCCGGCCUACGCCAAUCGCGCCGCAUCCCCUUAACCUGCUGGGGGCUGACGUCAUGGCCGGUGAGUUUUCCCACCCUCCUCACCGCCUUCUCCUGUUUGCUGUGCCUGCUAGCGGAGCGGCGGCGGCGGCGGCAGUGCGGGGCGGGAGGAGCAAGCCGGCCCUGCCCUGCCCGGCGCAGCAUGGCCAAGCACCACCGCACACCGGCGCGCAGCCCGGAGCCCGUCAUCGAGGUCAAGAGCAAGUUUGAUGCUGAGUUUCGCCGCUUCGCCAUGAAGCGCUCCAGUGUGGGCGGCUUCCAGGAAUUCUACCAGCUGAUCCAGAGAGUCCACCAAAUCCCUUGCGUGGAUGUCCUGCUGGGGUACACAGAUAUCCACGGUGACCUGCUGCCCAUCAACAAUGAUGACAAUUACCACAAGGCACUGUCCUCUGCCAAUCCUCUGCUCCGGAUCAUUAUCCAGAAACGAGCAGAAGCUGAUACCAGCGUCUUUGCCUCCAAUUCGCUCCAGCGGAAGAAAAAGGGGCUCCUCCGCCCAGUGCACCAGCGGACUAAGCCGCCCUUGCUGAUCGGCAUGCCGCAGGACUUCCGCCAGAUCUCCUCCAUCAUCGAUGUGGACAUUCUGCCCGAGACCCAUCGGCGGGUCCGGCUGCAUAAGCACGGCUCUACCAAACCCCUGGGCUUCUAUAUCCGGGACGGGAUCAGCGUGCGCGUGGCCCCCCAUGGCGUCGAGAAGGUGCCCGGCAUCUUCAUCUCCCGCUUGGUCAAGGGAGGGCUGGCGGAAAGCACAGGGCUGUUGGCUGUGAAUGAUGAGAUUCUGGAAGUCAAUGGCAUCGACGUGGCGGGCAAGUCCCUAGACCAGGUCACGGACAUGAUGGUGGCCAACAGCCACAACCUCAUCAUCACCGUCAAGCCGGCCAACCAGCGCAACAACGUGAUCCGCAGCAGCAAAGCCUCGGGCAGCUCUGGCGUGUCCACGGACAGCACCCCCAGUCAGCAGACCCCCAGUCCGGCUUCCCAGUACCUGAGCAACUGCAGCACAGCAGAGGGGGAAAGCGACGAAGAGGGUGACCUGGUGAUCGAGAGCGAUUUGCCUGCCAGCUGUCCCAAUGGCGGCCUCCUCGAGAGCUUGCAGCACAGCCUGUCCCUCUACAGCUCUCAGGGCUCACUGCCCUCCCUGAACAGUCACAGUGGCAGGGGCAGCCGAGCGGGCAGCCUCCGGGAGGAUGGCACAGUUGUCACACUAUAGCCCCAGGCGCUGUCCCUCCCUUGUCUUCUGGAUUACAGCAUCUCCAAGGUCAGUUUGGCAGUACCUUCUCCCUGGCCUAUGGAGUCAGGUCUGGGGGGCGCCCCAUUUGGAACCGGAAAGGCUGCCCAGACCUGCCGUCACCUACUCUCCUUUGCACACUGCCUGCAGGCCCAGCGGUGCUGCUGUAGCACAGAUGGCAGCUGGGAUUGGAACAACUGGAGCUGGCCCAACUUCCCUGAAUCCUUUGCCGCUCGAGAGGCCCCUUCCUGGUCCCAACUGAACCAAAUCAAUGGGAGUUUUAUGACCUUCCCCCGUUCCCUCUCUUCAGCCCCUGCCUGUAUUCCAGGUGGGAGGGGAAGGGGGGGGCUCUGCCUCUCUCACAAUCUCUGGUCCUUCCCUCCACUGAAUCUCGGCUCUCAUGAAGUGUUGGUUUUUGUUUUGUUUUUAUGAUAACAUGCAUCACAGAUUAAUAUAUUGCAACAGACUAUUAAAAUCUUUUUUUUAAGGAA